Molecule: messenger RNA, 793 nt
Organism: Linderina pennispora
Lineage: Eukaryota; Fungi; Kickxellomycota; Kickxellomycetes; Kickxellales; Kickxellaceae
Exons: 2
Coding region: 48-746 (232 amino acids)
Molecular function (GO): zinc ion binding; nucleic acid binding
Source: RefSeq, a predicted model, not a curated record
AUUCCACACCCGCUUUCAGCCCCUACAUUAUAUACAAUUCUAUUGCAAUGACACGCGUCGCCAAGCCUGCGCCCAAGAGACCCGACGAGGGCACCAAAGAGUUCAAGCCGAAGCCGCUGAUGCUCAAAAAGUCUGAGAUUGAGCAGAUCAAGCGCAAGCAGCAGCAGGAGCAGCGCGGCAAGCGGCAGCGCGGGCCCGACGACAGCACAACUGACACAUCCAAGCGGCAACGUUCCGAGAACGCAAAGUCAAAGCGGUCGGAGAAGCGGAAGGAGCUGCGGAAGCAGCAAAAGGAGAAGAACUUCACGUGCUUUCUGUGUCGGCAAAAGGGCCACAGCGUCAAGAACUGCCCAAAAUCGCAGGACGCAGCCGUCGGCAUCUGCUACCACUGCGGAUCCGAUGACCACACGACGAAGAACUGCCCGACGCCUGGAAAGACCUUCCCCUAUGCCAUCUGCUUUGUGUGCGGCGACACCGGCCACCUCUCGUCCAAGUGCGCGAAAAACGAGCGCGGGCUGUAUCCGGACGGGGGGUGCUGCGCGUACUGCGGAUCGACAGAGCACCUGAAGAAAGACUGCAAGCCAACGCAGAACAAGGAGCUGGCCCAGACUAUCGGAACCGUGGAUGCCUCGCAAGGCGGCGAUGACGAUGAUGUGUUUGUAGCAUUGAAGCGCCAGCAGCAGGACAAGACCGCCACAGCCAAGCCUGUUCAAAAGAAGGCAGCGAAAAAGGUGGUCAACUUUUGAGAGAGGCAGUACAUGAAAGAGCGCUUAAUAAAAGGGUCCGAAUUCUG